AUGUCGAAUAAUACACCAUUACCGUCGUCUUUCGAUGGCGAUACUGAUUUCUACGAAGAAAAUCGAUGGCAGAAAUUAACCCGUCGUUUCAAAGAAGAGCCUCUCAUCCCCCUAGGCAAGUCCUCCCGCCUCUGCUGUAUCCUAACAACCAUGGCCCUAUUCGGCGCAUCCCGAGCCAUCCGAUCCGGCGACCACAACCGCACGCAGCGCAUGUUCCGCGCACGUAUAUAUGCUCAAGGAUUUACGCUCCUCUCCAUGGUUGCAGGAUCCAUGUACUGGAACACAGAUCGCAAGAAGCGCAAGGAGUUUGAGGGGGUGUUGGAGGAACAGAAAGCAAAGGAGAAGAAUGAGGCUUGGAUUAAGGAGUUGGAGGCGAGAGAUGAGGAGGAUAAAGAGAUUAGGAGGGCGAGAGAUGAAAGGAGGAGAAGGUCGGAAGGGAAACCCGCCGCGGCUAUAUCGGUAGCAAAUACGACGGAUUCUCCCGUGGAGGGCGAGCAGUCGAAGAAGGGUGUCAUGGAUCAGGUGCAGGGUAUGGUGUGGGGAAAGAAGUGA
Sclerotinia borealis F-4128 is the source of this 552-nucleotide messenger RNA. NCBI's taxonomy places the organism in Eukaryota, Fungi, Ascomycota, Leotiomycetes, Helotiales, Sclerotiniaceae. The record is from the annotation of a GenBank genome assembly.